AUGCCGUGUACGUCUGACAAGGAUUUCUUAGAGAUGCAAACUCCUGCGAAAAUCACGUGCAGAGAGGGUAGCAUAGAUACGGAUCGUGAGUCCAUAGAUACGAGUAGUACAUCCCCGGAUAUCAGUUCGGACGAACGUCGGAAAUAUCGGAAACGUGGAGUCAAAAACGAACCCAACAGGGUGGACAGUCCCGCACUGAAUAGUCCCGCAUUUACUGAUGACGAGAGCAUUUUGGACGAAGAGGAAAAAGCAGGAAAUGGUGACAUCACAUCAGAUGAACAACAGAUUCAGAAGAAGACUGUUGCACAAAUCAUGAGGGACAAGAAGAAGCAGACGGCACUGACGCUUAAAUGGCUGGAAGAAAACUAUUGUAUAUGUGAAGGAGUGUGUCUUCCCAGAUGUAUACUUUAUGCUCAUUACCUCGACUUCUGUCGGAGAGAGUCCUUAGAACCAGCAUGUGCUGCGACAUUUGGCAAGACGAUACGACAGAAAUUUCCUCAUUUGACAACAAGACGACUGGGAACAAGGGGACAUUCCAAAUAUCAUUAUUACGGUAUAGGGAUACAGGAGACUAGUCAAUACUACCACUCAGUUUACACCGGCAAGGGUCUAACGAGAUUUUCCGGAUGUAAGCUUAAGAACGAGGGAGGAUUCACUAGAAAAUACACAUUAAGUUCAAAGACGGGAACGCUGUUACCCGAAUUUCCCAAUGCGCAAUAUCUUAUUCUUCCACUGUCAGUUCCUCGAGAAAAGGUAGAGACGUUCGUGAUGAUGUACAAGACCCAUUGUCAGUGCAUUCUUGACACGGCCAUUAAUGCCAACUUUGAAGAGAUUCAGAAUUUUCUGCUCCAUUUUUGGCAAGGAUUGCCUGAGCACUUACUACCGUUGGUGGAAAACCCAGUAAUUAUAGAUAUCAUUGCCGUUUGUGACAACAUAUUAUACAAGGUAUUGACUGAAGUUCUAAUCCCCGCGACAAUGCAAGAAAUGCCGGAGACCUUACUCUGUGAUUUACGGAAUUUUGCUAAACAUUGGGAGAACUGGGUAUCCACAUCACUAGAGAACCUCCCCGAUCUUCUAUCCGAGAGUAAACUGCCGAUAGCACGACGUUUCGCCCAAUCCAUGAAAAGACAAAUAUCAUUCCUGCAUCUCGCUCAGACUGCCCGUCCUGUGCUGUACGACGCUCAGGUCGUCAAUCAGAUGAUUGCUGAUGUCGAAAGAAUAGAUCUCAACAGUAUAGGCACACAUGCACUAAAUACUAACAACGACGGGGAUAUUGAUACGGAACUGAAUGCUGAAUUUCUCAGGGAAUUCAAAGAGUUAUUGCGGAAACAGGCGACGGUAGAGGCGUGUACAGAAUGGUUAGACGGAGUGGUAGAAUUAAAGGUGAUAAAGCCUAGUAAGCAAAAUGGUCGAUCCUUUAAAAAGCGGGCGUCGUCAUUUUUGCUGAAGUGGUCCUUUUUUGGAGCUAGGGUCAUGCAUAACCUUACUCUCAAUAACGCCACAAGCUUUGGGUCAUUUCACUUGAUUCGGAUGUUGCUGGACGAAUAUGUACUAAUGGCGGUUGAAACUCAGCUAGCCAUGGAGAAAGACGCCGAGAUACAGUCCUUACUAGAGAAACACAUGAAGACAGACGAUUCCGGUGUCCGUCCCAAUCUGUCCACUCAACCGAGCACGUGUUUCCUAGCAACUAGGCGGGACAUGAAUCCGAGAGGCAACAUGAAUAAUGUGAAGAGAGAGCACUUCCUGGACCCACAAUUCAACGGGAAUGGACUGUACAUGGGUCUUAAUCACGAAAAAGACGCUCAGAAUAUGAUGUCUAAUCAUCAUCUCAAUUCUCUCACGGCAAUGACACAGGCUGUACCUGGAAAUAACAACCUACAACAUACGCCACACACUACACCUCCUAUCUCACCUAUUGUUGUCAAUCCCAUAAGGAAUACUGUAAUCAACUCGAACCUGCCUUACAGCAACAGUAAUCAGUCAUUAAUGGCCCCAGGAUACCCAUACUUAGGUCAAUUAUCCGAAUAUACCGGAACGCCUAACUACGGGCUUGGCAGCUACAAUAACUCCUACACAUCAAGCGCCUUCAGGUCUCACAUUGCACACUCACCCUACACCGUAGGCAAGGAUCUCGACACCGGAUAUCCGCCGUUUGGAGAUCCUGAUUUUGGGGCAGAAUCAUUUUUCAAUUCUGCCGGUUACACCAGCAUCUCUCAGGCCAAUUAUCCUACGUCAAAUGUCCACAACCAGGGUAGCAGUGCUUUUAACGUCGUGCAGAGUAACCCUACAUUUAACACUUCGUAUUCGCCUUCAGAUUACUAUAGUCCGGGUUACCCACAGCCUUCCAAACCCCUAGUGGAACACGUGUCUGUGAUUCAGCAGAGAAACCCUAUCCCGUCUCCUUUUCACAACGACAUGAGCGACCCACUUAACUUACUGGACAAGCCACAGCGUCACAAAGACCUUCAUCUCUAUAGCAACGGGAGCCCUGCAAGUUGUCACAGUCCAAGAAUGCAUCACGAGGGUAUUGGACAGGACAUCAUAGGUAUGGCGGUCAGUGGGAUGUUGACUGGCGAUCAUGACAUUUCCCCUAGCUUUAAUGACCCUGGGCCUUUACCUUCUAUCAACACGGUAUUCAUGACGUGA
Molecule: messenger RNA, 2646 nt
Organism: Ylistrum balloti
Lineage: Eukaryota; Metazoa; Mollusca; Bivalvia; Pectinida; Pectinidae
Product: DNA-binding protein RFX6-like
Exons: 20
Coding region: 1-2646 (881 amino acids)
Biological process (GO): regulation of transcription by RNA polymerase II
Molecular function (GO): DNA-binding transcription factor activity, RNA polymerase II-specific; RNA polymerase II cis-regulatory region sequence-specific DNA binding
Source: RefSeq, a predicted model, not a curated record